AUGGCUGCCUCGAGCUUAGAAGAACAAGAGGCGCCUACAGAGUUUGAAUUAUCGUCGUCAUUUGGCAGUUCAUCCGGACUCAAAAUCGCUAUAGAACGUUGUCCAGUGUGUGAAUACAGCAAAAGACCAUUUUAUUGUAAAAUAUGCGUGAACCAGGGCCUGUUUGUGCACUCCAAAGGCACAUACCCAGAAAGGUUUACAGAUAAAAGUCACAAGUUAGAAAUCCUUACAAAGGAGAGAGACUCGGUGCUACAGCAAGUGAAACAAUCAGUAUACAAGAAGCACGUCAUUGAUCAAAAGAAACAAGAAAUCCAGGAAUGUAAAAGAAAGAUCACAUUGCUCAAACUAACACUGUCUGCUUCUAAGGAGAUGAAAUCAGCAGAAAGGCAAGCAUUAGAUGUGAUCAGCAGAGAAAACCAUGCAAGGCGUGUAAAGGGUCGCAAUCACCAGGAGAAAAAGCAGAGAAUAAAGGAUUAUAUCAAGCUUAUAAGGACAUCCAAUGGAGUGAAAUUUAAUACUCUAGGAGAUGUCCUGGAGAACCUUUCAAAGGAGAGGAAGAAACAUGUAGCUGACCUGACACAUUAUAUAUUUCCAGUACUGGAAGUCAGACGUGACAGUAUGGUUGAGGAAAGUGCAAACUCUGCCAGUACAGAAAAGGCUCUACGGGAUGCUACCCAUACGACAUACAUCCGCGGCCAAUGGGUGUACACAGAUGGUAACAAUGGUGAUUUCAGGAUUGUAGAACCAACACUUCCCUCUACAGGCGACUACUCACCCUACAAUAUAUGGGUGGCCACAAGCCGUGAGAACAAUGGUGAUCCUGACAACAGCCUACGUAACCCUGGUCACAGGAUCAGUGCAGCGCUGUGCUAUGCCAGUCAGUUGGUGUCCAUUCUCUCAUCUCUGUUAGACGUACCUUUAGUUCAUCGACAGAAUUACAGUAUAUUUUGUGGUGCCGAGGUGACAGAGAAGAACUUUCGGAACUCUGUUGCUUGCCUCAACCAAAAUGUGCUAUACCUCUGCUUCUCUCAAGGACUGGCAGACUGCCCUCUCAUCGAUCCAAGGAAUACAUUAGGAAACAUCUGCCUCCUUGUCCGGCAUACAAGUCUGGGAAGAGUGCAGUCCUUUAUUGUGAAUCAAGAACUGCUCCAGUCUGUAGGGGAGAUAACUGUGUCAACAGAUGAAGAGCGAGAAGAAGAUGAAUGUCAGGCAGAGCUCUUCACACGUGAAGGUGAGAUUGGACUGCCACCAGACUGGGAGGAAGUACCACAUAAUAUUGAUGAGAGUGAAAUAGGAAAUCGUACAGUGUUCAGUUCAACCCUGCAAUCUACAUCAUACUGCCCUCCGACCUCUGACCCAGCUCAUCUCACUGCCAGUGCAUUUGUCACCUCAGCUGCAGCCUCCCUUGUAUCCUUCUUCAGAGGGCCUACACCUUCUGACAAAAGAUGACAUCAGUCAUUUUGUAGUUUUCUUCUAGUAUCUAUAAUAUUGAAGCCAUUUUUUAAUAGCACUGCUAUUCUACAGACAUGUUUUCUUUAUGCUGUAAGGCUUUUAAGAUAAUUUUUAUAUCGUUUAUCAAUUUGAAGCACAUUCUAUAUUUAAUACAACAGCACUGUAAAAAAAUAAUUUUAAAAAAUUUUGAAAAGCUUAUCUUUGUAAGCAAAUUAGGUAUUUUCAUAUAUAGAUUUAUUGUAAAUUCUUGAAUAUUUCGUACUAGGUUUUUCUUAAACAGAAUUUUGCUUGUAUGGCAUUUUCUGCUUAUGAAUUGAAAUGUAUUCUAAAUCAUUACAUUUAAGUUCUGUAAUUGUUUUUGCUAAUAAAAAGAAUAUUGCCCAUUAAAAUUAAGUUGUGGGUCCAUCAGAAAAAAAAUUUGCAAAUGCAGGUUUUCUUUAGAAAAAAAUGAAUUCAUUGUUGAAUUUAUAUUUUGUAUGCAUGAAAUGUUAUAAACAGAUGCCUAUGCUUUGCACAAUUAUCAUCAAAUCAGAAACUAAACUGAUGUCAAAUAUGCCAAUGCUACAUUCUGCAUUAUGACAGAUCUAGAUGUGUGAACGGACCAAACUCUUCAUAGUUUAUAAGUACUGAUACUUGAUUAGCAUGACCUUGAAUAAAUAAGCCAGUAUGUGAUAGAAUGGUUGAUAUAUUUUAAUGCUAUUAUUGUGAGUCCAAAUUAUGGAGUGUAGCUACCUCUAACUUCAUAAGAAAUAUCCUGUGUAUCAAUACUGCCAUAAUUUGAGACGUACUAUUUUUGCUGAAGGAAAUAAAUAGCCAUUUUUUGUUUAUUCUUCACAAGAAUUUUCCUAUUCAGUUUUUGAAAAUAGGAAUGUGUGCAACACUACCUGUAAUAUAUUUAUGGGACAUCGAUCAUAAAAACAAAUCCAUGUUCACUUAUGAAUUAUUAUAAUUUACAAAUUCAUAUUUUAUUUUAUCUUCUAUCUUAUUGUUCUCAAAGGAUGAUGUUUUUUAUUUGAUUCCACGUGCCAAAUAUCAAGUUCAAAAAGUGUAUAUUUGUUUCAUUAGUGUUUAUAUCAAAGUUAUAAAAUGUAAUAUCUACACUGUAAUGUAAUAUGUUGAGGUAAUCAUCUGGCUAAGUGUUAAUUAUUGACCGAGCAAUGAUUUCAGUCUCAAAAAAUCAAUCAACUGCCCAUGUGCUGAAAUGAGGCUAAAAAGCGAUCAUUAUAUGUUGGAAAUGGCUGACAAAUAUUCUUAUGUCCAAAAUCGAGAAAUAAAUUUAAUUUUAAAACAAAAUGGUUAACACAGGUUUAUUACCAAUGUGCAUGUAUAUGACUAAAUCCAGGACUGACAAAGUCCCUAGUACCAAAAUGGCUUUAAGCAUGGAUACUGCCAUCUGAAUUUGUCCUAAACCCUUUUGAUAUUUUUUUAAAUACACAACAGUAAAGAUAAACAGAACUUGUAAAUGUUUGGUUUUUAACAUUUUCCCUACAGUUAAAUUUUACACUGUGAAAAAAAAAUCAAAUUGAAUUUGUCUUUUUCUAAAAUAAUUGCUUUGGUAUAAAUUAUGCUGCUAUGUUUGUCAAGACUCGAGAGUAUUACUCAAGUGAAUUUUUAUUGUAAUAUUGUCCUUCCUGAAGGUUAAUGAGGUAAAAUACUUAAUGAAACAUUUACACCAUGCUGUAUAUCGAUGUUGUAUAUUAGAUACUGUUAAUGCACGUUAUUGAUGUGACAAUGGAUAUGGAAACCGAAAUGUUGACUUCUUAGUUUUCAUAUCAAAUUAAGUUUGUCAGAAGUUUGAUCAUUUCAUUAAAAUUUGAUAAAUAUUUAAAAACAAAAAAAUGAACACAUUAGGUAAUGUCCAAACUUGUGCCUUUGUUUAAAUGGUUCAUAUGAUUUACAAUUUUUGAAAUACUUUAUUAAUUUUUUACCAAAGCAAUAUACCUACACCAGAACAACACUUGUAUACAAAUCCUAUGAUUGUUAUAGUAAAGAAAAUCGUAUCCGGAAUUUGAUCAGUUUGUUGACUCUUGUAUUAGUGACUACAUGUCACAUGACUCUUUUGAUCUCUGUCCCUCCAAGGGUUAUCUUUUUUACAUUGUAAGUUACAAAUGUACCACAAUCGCUUUAUGAUAGGGUUUUUUGGUUUGAGUGUGGUAUCAAAACAAAUUGUGAAGAUCCCCGUGUUAUGUAGUUCUGCCAUACAUGUAAAGAUGCAUCAAAUACGAGUUAGGAUUCAGGUGCCAUCCAACCAGAUGAGUUAGUUUCACCUAGACUACAUAUACUGUUGUUUUUUUCAUUCACUUUAAAUUGUAUAACGAUCUCUUAACUGGUCUGUCAAAUAAAACCUAAGGCUACACAUGGCUGAAUCAUAUCUUAAACAGUAAUUUUACAACAGGUGCUAGGAGAAGCAAACUUAUAACAAUCUUAAUCAUUGGAUAGGAAAUGAUAUAAGCUCUAAGCUUGUUAAUCAUCCCAUAUGAAAUAUUUGUAUUUUGAGUAUUGAAUAAAGAAUAUUGUUUAAACUAAAACAUCCAUUAGUAAUAAUAAGGGUUUUCUGGAAAUUCUUUGAUCAAAGAAGAAUGUUCAUAUUCAAACAUAAAACUGGGCUAUUUUUGAGAUUCUAUACAGUUCAAUAACUUAUGGUUAUUACCACACACUACUGGAGGGUUAACUAGAGACUUUUCUCAUCGGCUUUCAGAAGAAAGAUAUCCAGAUCAUAUGUUGAACUGUGCCCAUACUAUCUCAGGGCGAAACACUAUGCCUACAAGUUGUUGUUGUUGUUAAUGUGUUAAACUUUGUCAUUGAAUCUAAUAAAAUUUAGCAAUAUGAGAAGAUUUG
Molecule: messenger RNA, 4290 nt
Organism: Pecten maximus
Lineage: Eukaryota; Metazoa; Mollusca; Bivalvia; Pectinida; Pectinidae
Product: beclin 1-associated autophagy-related key regulator-like
Exons: 9
Coding region: 1-1449 (482 amino acids)
Biological process (GO): cellular response to starvation; autophagosome assembly; mitophagy
Cellular component (GO): phosphatidylinositol 3-kinase complex, class III; autophagosome; extrinsic component of phagophore assembly site membrane
Source: RefSeq, a predicted model, not a curated record